AUGUCAUGCACCCGUCAAUCAAGACGCGUGCGAUAUAGCCAAGGAGAACUGGACAAACAAUUUUGGCGUGCACAGCAGCCUGGAGGUUACUUUGACCUCAAUUGGGAGAAUGGAGAUAAUCUCUGCGAUAUCAAUGGCAAUGCAAGUCUGCCUUGUACUCAGGGAUUGGUCCCGUAUUAUGUCGCCCAAGUCAACAACGUCGAUGACGUACAGAAAGCAGUCAAGUUUGCGCAUGAUCACAAGAUUAGCACCAGGGUCAAAGGCGCAUCCCACGAUUUCCUGGGAAGGUCCUCUGGAAAUGGAACGUUUGGCAUCUCGACCAUAAAGCUCAAGGGAAUCGACUUCGUCAACAGCUUCACUCUUGCUGGUGCCCCACAAGGAGCCUCCCCCGAAUCGGUCGUGCACAUCGCUGCCGGAGAGCAUUGGAUACGUACCAGCUACUCUGUGGGUGCUGCUGGUGGAUGGGUUCUAGGCGGUGGACAUUCAAGUCUCAGUCCUCAAUACGGUCUAGGCGUUGAUAACGUCCUACAAUUCGAGAUUGUAACGCCCGACGGCCAACUUCGCAUUGUGAACCAGUACCAGGAAAAAGAUCUCUUUUGGGCCUUGCGAGGUGGUGGAACUGGCUUUGGAGUGGUUACCAAAGUCACGUAUAAAACGCACCCUCCUAUCACGGCGAUCACGACAAUGCUUUUCAAUGCAACCUACACAAAUGCGUCAUUCACCAGCUUCCUGCGUGAGUACCUCGCUCUUCAACCCACUCUUUCUACGCACAACAUCUCCGGUUAUAGCACUCCUACGGCGAACGGCAUAUUUGCACAGCUUCUUAUCCAUAACUUUGCAAAUAUCACUGCGCUCAACUCGACACUCAAACCCAUGUUCGAUCUUGCGCAAUCAGAGACAAGCAAUGGACGACCUGCCAAGAUUAUAACGGGGUUUGGCGUGAUUCCUAGCUAUUUGAGCCUAUUCGACGAUCCAACUACAUUCGAUCAGGGUGCUGGUAGCUAUACAAUCUUUGGAAGUCGUCUGGCGCCUGCGAGCGCCUUCCAAGGCGACAAGGUCCAGAAACUCGCAGAUUUCAUGGUCAAGAGUCCAUUCAUCGUGAUCAUGCACUUGGUUGCCGGAAACAAAGUCAGCCAAGUUGCCGGCGAUGCGACCGCGAUACAUCCAUCAUGGCGCAAGGCGAUUCAUCACAUUAUUCUAGCGGGGGGAUGGGACAACUCCCAGCCUAUUCCCACAAGAAAUCUUAUCAGAAGCGCGUUGACGAGCGCGACUCAGGAAUUUGCAAAGUUCUUCCCCGGGUUUGGAAGCUACGUCAACGAGGAGACAUUAAUGAACCCAAGUGGCAAGAAACAUUCUGGGGGAGCAAUUAUCCUCGUCUCAACUCAAUCAAGAACAGAUAUGACCCACAGGGCAUCUUUACCUGUUUCCAUUGUGUCGGAUAUGAAGAUUAGCGGCCAGCCAUCAGGUGCCUUUUAG
Messenger RNA from Serendipita indica DSM 11827, 1476 nucleotides. The record is from the annotation of a GenBank genome assembly. Lineage: Eukaryota; Fungi; Basidiomycota; Agaricomycetes; Sebacinales; Serendipitaceae.